AACAUUAAUGUUUCCACUCUGGGAUUAAUAGACAUACCUUUCACUAAAACAAAUGCAUAUAUCGUUGGUUAUAAUAAUUUUUGCAUUACGGAAUUUUAUAAAUCUAAAAUUGCCGUCGUAUUAACCAAUCGCUCAAUGCACCCCGAUUUUAAUAAGGUUGCAAGGUACUAUAUCAUGGUGGUGUUAACUUCAUAGCAACAUCGUAUUCUUGACUUGUGGUUUCUGUCAACAUACUCGAAUAAAGAGGACAUUAACCUCAAAGAGUGUACACAAGCCAGGUGUCUGUCUUAAAUAUUGGCAUAAUGGAAUCAAACCAACAUAAUCAGCAGCCAAAUUAUACAGAAAGGAAAGGUCCAUGGUCAGCCGGAAACCAAAUAGGACCAGCGUCACGGCGUAAGAGGGAUCGCCACGGGGCACAGCAUACCCGUGCCAUCAAAGGCACCAGCACUCCAGCUAACACAGACACCGACAUGUCAAAGCAUAUCGCAUUGGAAACUGAAGCUGAACUACGUGACUCAUCACCCAUGUCAGACCUGGAUGCUAAAACAUGGACUUUGGGAUCAAUCCCUUCACCAAAUAAGUUCAGUCCUUUCAAAGUCCCAACAAAAAGUGGCAAUGUCACACCGGGCAGUGCGUUGAAACAGGACUUUGUUUAUAAAGCCAGCGGUCAAGUCACGCAGAGCAGUAAUACCACGGUAGUCAAUGUCCACAAAUCUGACCUUAACAAACUCGGCUACAGGGACUUGGAGCACUGGUUGUCAGUUCCGGGUCAUGUCUACAUAGGGCGCGACAUGAGUCGUUACGUGCCCGGAGCCAUUGGAAGCAUUUGGGGCAACCCCUUCAGGUCUCGGAAGCUUGGCAACGCCGAGUCCUGUCAGAUGUACAGGCAGUACGUCAUCAAUGAUACUCGUAUACAGAGCAAUGGCAAAACUCUACUGGAGUCAUUAUCAGAGCUUAAGGGAAAGACCCUCGGUUGCUGGUGUCAUCCCGAGCAAUGUCACGGUCACAUGCUAGUGGAGCUCAUAGCAGAGUACUGCCCAUGAUCACCAGAAGUUCAAGUGAAUGGACUGUAAGGUCCUCUAUUUGGACCAGCAUCAUCUCCCUAUGGACCAGAAAUUCAUCUACAUUGAACUGAAGUUUCUUAUCAAUGUAGUGGAAGUUCAUUUCUAUAGACCAGAAGUAACAGUAGAUAUAUGCAGGAUUUGCAAUGAAAAGUUUUUUAAUAUGGAAUAAUUUCCAUUCAUCUAGAAUCACCAGAUUAACUUGUGCCCUUUGAAGAAUCACACACAAAAUGUGCAUGCUCUUUGUAUAAGUCUGUUUCUGGGAAAGCAGGGCUAAAUGCAUGUGCGUAGUGUCCCAGAUUAACCUGUGAAGUCUGCAUUGUUUAUAGGAAGUCUCUUCUAAAUGAAAAACCGUUUUAUGCACAAAAUGACAUCUCUGAUAAGCCUGUGAGGACUUCACAGGGUUUGUAUGGAACGACACUACACACAUGCCUUAAGCCCAAGAACAUUGCUAAAAAAGUUAAACCGCUGAAAAUGUGAUGAUACAGUGCAUUGAACACUGGUUGGAUAGUAAUAUUUUAUAUCAUAUGUCUUUCAUAUGGGACAGAAAGAUGCAAUAUUUGGGAAGAGCAGUAGAAAAAUAGGGGACAGAAUGUUGGUGGGUAUAAGUUGCAUUAAUUUAAAAUAGACAAUUGUUUACAUUUAUAAAUCAGAUAUUUUUAUAUAUUAUUGACACACGUAUUCACAUAGAAUGUCGAGUUGUAAUAAUAUCGCAGUAUUAGACUUGUGGUACAUAUCUGUGAUAUUUAUAAAUCUGCAUCAUUUAAUUUAUGGUGUCAACUUGUACACUUUAUGAAAUGUACUUGCUGUUGAUGUUUUUGAGUGAUAAUGUUUAUCACACUAAAUGUCUGAAUACACUGUUAGACUAUUCAUAUGUAUAUAUACAUAGAUAUAUAUACACAUACACACACUGCUUUGUUGAUGUUUAUUUGUGUGAGUGUUAUUACAAUAGCUAUUUUGUUAAACUGUUCAGUGUGAAAUAUAUAUUCUGUUACA
Messenger RNA from Dreissena polymorpha, 2057 nucleotides. RefSeq lists its product as uncharacterized. The record is from RefSeq and is a predicted model, not a curated record. NCBI's taxonomy places the organism in Eukaryota, Metazoa, Mollusca, Bivalvia, Myida, Dreissenidae. The transcript has 4 exons. The coding region runs from base 303 to 1043 and encodes 246 amino acids.